UCUGAGGACCUGUUAGAAACCACGUGGCCCUCGUCUGAUCUCACAGCUCGUCCUUGUUUGGCCUCAGCUGCAUCAGAGCGCCACUUCUCCCCAGGUUCACCAGAGGAAACACCACUGCACAAAAUGCUUUUCCUCCCAGCUGCUGCUCUGUGCUGUCUGUGUUCAGCGCUGGUUGCCAUGGCAGCAGAGCUGAGUCAGGAUCAUUUAACAUUGACCAGGAGAGUUGGUCAAACCGUCUCCUUCAGCUGUGGAGGAACUGACCAGUGUGACGGUUCUUAUGUAUUCUGGUACCAGAAGAAAGACACAGAAACAUUCAGAGUGAUUCUUGAUAUUGGUAGGAGUAGUGGUAACAUAGAUAAAAGUUACAAUCAUCCUCAGGAAGAUGAUUUCUCAGCUGUGAAUAAAGAGAACGGCUGGGAGUUGCAGAUCCAGACAGUUAAACUCAGUCAUUCAGCCACCUACUACUGCUCCUGUUAUAAGUCUGUCUACCUCAUCUUUGGCUCUGGAACUAAACUGUAUGUAACAGAUGAGCAGAUAGUGAAGCCCGUGGUGAGCGUGUACCCAGCAGCAUCCAGAGCCCACCUGGAGGGGAAGAGCUCCCUGCUGUGUGUGGCCUCAGACAUGUUUCCUCCUCUGGUCCGGUUCUCCUGGAAAAGACAAAAGGACAAUGGUCCUGAGGAAGACGUGACCUCUGCUGAGGGAGAGCAGCUGGAGCUCAGAGAGUCGGGACGCACCACCUCCAUCUUGCUGAUCCCUCAGCAAGAGAACAGCACAUAUAAAUACCGCUGCUCCGUCCAUCACGAGGGGGACACAGUGGAGGCCCAAACAGAACAAGAGGUUCCAGCUCCAGCAGCCUCCUGUCCUCCAGAGAGAGAGCCAGCAGACCUGCCAGCUCUGCAGCAAGCUGACUUGUCCUUCCAGUCUCAGUGCCAGGUGAAGCUGCUCUGUCUGAUGUACACAGUGCUGAUAGUGAAGAGUCUGGUGUACUGCUGUGGACUCUCUCUGCUGAUGAUCCUCAGAAACAAGGGACCGUCCACCAACUGCACACAUUCUGACUGACU
Messenger RNA from Dicentrarchus labrax (European seabass), 1061 nucleotides. Its product is annotated as immunoglobulin lambda-1 light chain-like. NCBI's taxonomy places the organism in Eukaryota, Metazoa, Chordata, Actinopteri, Moronidae. The coding region runs from base 124 to 1059 and encodes 311 amino acids. The record is from RefSeq and is a predicted model, not a curated record. The transcript has 6 exons.